Messenger RNA from Ochlerotatus camptorhynchus, 2355 nucleotides. It is a transcript of the gene Scgdelta, whose product is annotated as sarcoglycan delta. The coding region runs from base 116 to 1669 and encodes 517 amino acids. The record is from RefSeq and is a predicted model, not a curated record. Gene Ontology annotation, biological process: heart contraction. Gene Ontology annotation, cellular component: membrane; sarcoglycan complex. Lineage: Eukaryota; Metazoa; Arthropoda; Insecta; Diptera; Culicidae. The transcript is spliced from 7 exons.
GGAAUGUAAAAGUCUGGUGGCUGGAUUGAGGCAGCAGCUUCCCGGUUGAAUUUUGGUCUCGAAAUCACACGUGGACAACGACAAUUGCGGCGACGGUGCCAAUCGAACCGACAAUAUGUCCUAUUAUUUAAGAGAUGGCCCCCGAUCUGUAUUUUUCAAUCCACCGCCACAAGACAGUAAUACCAGGUCCGAAACGGAACCACUGCAACGCCAGACGGUGGAACCCGAGGGGUCAGGUACCUCCAACUCUUCCAGCUUGGAUAAGGGAAGAAUGUUCAAACGGCCGUUAUACGGUCCCAACACAUCUACGCUGUCUGGCAUAGGAAACAGUAAACCCGUUGCGUCUUCUCUGGGUGCAGCUUCGUUGCUGUACCCUUCGCAACCGCCUCGGAUUAUCGGAAGUACUAGUGCCAAUUUUGGAGCUCCUGGGAAUAAACUAUUCACGGAACCGGACGUGACGGCAAACAGUUUGAAGAUUGCUUUCCGGCCUUCUCCGACGAGUAGUACCGCUACGACGACGCCCAGCUCUACGGCGCCUGGUAGUGGCACCCAUCAGCCGGUGGAAACUCAAAUGCCUGCAAACAGAAACAGUGGAAGUAGUGCACUGGGCGGUAAUGCCAUUCCGAAUAGUAGUGCGAAUAAUAAUUUUGUUCAUAGUAGUACUAGUGCCGGUAACAAUGUGCAUCACAGCGGAAAUGUUGUGAACAGUUACGGUGGUGACAGUGGGGGAGGGAGAAAUGCUGCUCUGGUGACCACAGUGCCUCAGCAUGGUGCGGUGACACCGAGUAGUGACGCGGCAGGGGUGCAGUUGACCUUGUAUGGAUGGCGCAAGAAAUGCCUUUACUCAGUGAUACUGAUCCUGAUGAUUAUGAUCAUCAUCAAUCUGGCGCUGACGCUGUGGAUACUGAAAGUGAUGGAGUUUUCAUCGGACGGAAUGGGUCAGCUGAAGAUAGUUUCCGGAGGCAUUCAACUGACGGGGCAGGCAAUGGUUCUGGACAUUUUACGAGCUUCCUCGAUACGUUCCAAGCACGGGCAACCGAUUUCUAUAGAAUCUUCGCGAAACUUUAGUGUAAACACUCGUGAUUUCGAGGGAUACUUGGAAAAUCAACUUUUUUUGGGACACGAUCGGUUAGAAGUGCUGGCGAAUCACUUUCGAGUGUCGGACGCUCAUGGCACAUCCCUUUUUGCUGUCGAUCGUGAUGAAGUCUCCAUUGGAGCCAGUUCGCUCCGAGUCGAAGGAGAAGGUGGAGUCAUUUUCAAGGAUUCGAUCCAGACGCCUUUAGUACGGGCAGAGGCCGGGAAGGAUCUGAAAUUGGAAUCACCAACACGAUCCCUGGAGGUACGCGCAACUCAGGAAAUAUUCAUGCAAUCACGUGCCGGAAGCAUUGAAGCCAACUGCCUCAACGAUCUCAAGCUGCAUUCUGUGGCAGGAAGCAUCCGCCUGGAUGCCAGCUCGAUUAUCAUGCCCAAUCUUCGAACCGUUCAGGCUCCAUCAUCUUCCUCGUCUGGAUCGUCCCGAGACCAUGGCAGCAGUAGUUCAACAUCUUCUUCUUCGUCGUCUUCGUCCCACAGUAAAAUCUAUCAACUGUGUGCCUGUUCCAAUGGAAAACUAUUUCUCGCUCCGGCCCACAGCAUAUGCACGGCUGACGACAGUGCCAUCUGUAGGUAAUAUUUUUUACUCUCACUUCCCGUAGUAGCAAUUGCAUCAAAACGUCAUCAAACAAGUAGCCUAAUUAUGCAUAUAAUAAAACCAUGAACUUAGCUAGCCAUGAAAUGUGUAAAUAACUACGAACGUCCAUGGCCUACUGCGUGUUAAAAUUCGACGCAAGGAAACAUUCUUAUUUUGACACAAGUUAAAAAUCACGGACCCUUUAGAAAAAAGUAUAGCCUAAAAUUUAUAAAUUCAGGUUGAAUUCCAACAACACGAAGCAAUUGUUAUCGGAAAUUUGUUACAUUUGUUUUACGUCGGUCACUUCAAUGUGAUUUCCCUCCACCUAAACCAGAAUCAACCCCUUGUAGUUAGAUGUUUGAAUGUGGAACCAAACACAAAUCAUCACCUGAAAUGAACAAAUUCUUCAAAUUAACCUUCUAGCGAAAAAGUAAAAAGAAAACUUAUUGAAACUGCAGAGCUUAUAGUCGAUCAAAUAACCGAUGAUUCAUAAAAUACGCCAAUUGAAGAACGUUAGACCCCAAAUUAGACGCAUUAUUGUUACAUUUUGGCUCAAGAACAAAAUAAAUCAAAAACAGAAACAUUCAAACCGAUUCGUCACAUUCGUGAAUGAACAAAAAAUAGCUUGAAGCUAGUCAAUCCAGCAUGCACUAGGUGAACCGAUAGGUUUAAGGAAAUUGUGAAAC